AGAAAUAAAAAAAAAUCAAUUCCACAAAAUUUUCUUGAAUAACCUACACUCUGUGCUCAGAACAUGAAAAGGCACUUAAAAAUGCCCAAAAGAAGGGUUCUUUAUGUGCACAAUGAAAAUUUAAUGCAACAAGCUGACAAAAACCCCGCUGUUAGGGGUAGAGCAACAUUGACGCAUUCGCUCAUUGGCUCUUAUGGUCUACUUAUGCAUAUGCAAAGACUGAAGCCAAAGAUUUGCACAUAUGCAGAUUUACGAAGCUUUCACAAUCACGCUUACGUUGAACAGUUGGUAAAGAAAGUCACGCAGUCUAAGCAGAAAGUGUCCGAAAAUGCAUUUAUCGCAGAUGAAGGUGAAAAAAAUUCCACAAGUGAAGAUGAAGCUGACAACGACUAUUGUUUGGACACUACAUUUGCACACAAAGAAUACGGUUUAGGUUUCGAUUGUCCUAGUUGGCGUGGCAUGUGGGAAUAUGUGUGCGCAGUAGCUGGUGGUACUAUGAGCGCUUGUGCGGCUUUAUGUAAAUAUGGCACCAAAAAUGACUGCAAUCAAACCAUUAUUAUUAAUUGGACAGGUGGCUGGCAUCAUGCACAACGUGAACGUGCAGCUGGCUAUUGCUACGUUAAUGAUAUCGUUUUGGGCAUAUUGGUGUUACGAGAGCAUUUCAAUCGUAUACUUUAUAUUGAUUUAGAUGUACAUCAUGGCGAUGGCGUACAGCAGGCGUUUGAAAUAACCAAACAUGUUUUUACAUUUUCUAUGCAUCAAUACGAAUGCGGUUUCUAUCCCGGCACAGGUGGUAUAGAUGAUUGUGGUUUUGGCAGUGGCAAGGGAUACGCUGCGAAUUUCCCCUAUCAUAGUGGCAUAAGCGGUGGAAAUUUUUGUAAAUAUUUUAAACGCAUAUUAACUAAAAUUUUGGCAUGCUAUAAACCUGAAGCGUGUGUGGUACAGUGUGGUGCAGAUGUAAUUGUUGGCGAUCCACUUGGUGAUACUAAUCUCACACCAGCUGAUCUAUUAGAUUGCUUCGAUUUUAUAUUGCAAAGCGAACUGCCAACCGUAUUUUUGGGUGGUGGCGGCUAUAAUUUUACAAAUGCUAGUCGAUUUUGGACACAACUGACUGCCUGUUGUUGUUCUGUAGAAUUGCCAGAUGACAUACCUGCUGAUGAUAAAUAUUUUCUAAAAUAUGGUCCUGAUUAUAGUUUACAUAUUAAAGCUUCCAAAUUUAUGAAAAACCUGAACACCUUGGAACACUUGGAAACUUGCGCAAUAGCCAUUGAAGAUAAUCUCGAGAAGUACAAUGUAAAGGCGAUCUGAACUUCAAACCUUACUAGGUGAUCCUAAUUAAUUUAAAUUUAUUCACUCGACUGUUU
Molecule: messenger RNA, 1364 nt
Organism: Ceratitis capitata (Mediterranean fruit fly)
Lineage: Eukaryota; Metazoa; Arthropoda; Insecta; Diptera; Tephritidae
Product: histone deacetylase 8
Exons: 5
Coding region: 64-1308 (414 amino acids)
Molecular function (GO): histone deacetylase activity
Source: RefSeq, a predicted model, not a curated record